AUGGCCCAGUCCACCACUCCAGGCUUCGACAAAGCCUUCGCCCAAACCCUAUGCGAUCUCCAAGUCCCCAAAGUCCUCAGAUUCUCCCCAAACGGCCGACAACUCUUGUACUCCACCAGUCUCAUCGGCGGUCAUCGCAAAGGCAAAAACGCCCUGUCAACGCUCUGGAUCGCAUCAUCCUUUGAACCAAACUCUUCUCGCCAACUAACAUCCGGUCUUUACAACGACACUUGGCCAAAAUGGCACCCUGACGGAAUCAGAAUUGCCUUUCUGUCAGACCGUGCGAAAGCUGGUGAAUCUUCGGCGAUUUACAUCCUGAGAAUGGACGGCGGUGAUGCGAUACCUAUAACUAAUGCUGAGAAUGAGGAGGAUAUUGAGACUUUUCUGUUCUCACCCGAUGGUAAGACGAUUGCGUAUGUCUCGCCGGAUGAGAAAUCGGAGGAUGAGAAGGAAAAGAGUGACAAGGACGAGCCUGAUCCUGAAGUCUGGGGCGAGAAGUGGGAUUUUGCGAGAUUAAGGCUCGUUGAUGUGGAAUCUCACGAGACAAAGGUUCUUGUUGGUGGGGAUACGCACGUUGGUGAAUUUUCUUGGAGCCCUGAUGGCAAGAAAGUUGUUUUUAUGAGUCAGGAGAAUCCUCAUAUCGAAGAGGCGAUGUUGACUGGCACGACUAUCUCAACAGUUGAUGUCGAGACCGGCGAGGUCACGGAGCUUUGUAAGAUCAUGAAUGAGCCGUAUGAUCUUACCUGGUCGCCGGAUGGGCAGGUUUACUUCAUCACUGGUGUACCUGCUGAUAAAGAUACUGGAGGAAGAGCUGUCUACAGGACUGAUCCCAAGGCCGAUACUCGCGAUCUCGUCAAGGUUGCAUGUGGCGUGGAUGACGACGCUGGAGGUCUUCACGUCGUUGGUGGCAAGGUCCUUGUGAACCGUCAGGUUAGGUUUGUCGAUGUCAUCAGUGAGAUUGAAGGCGAUGAUCUUUUCGAUGAGAAGAAGGAGUUUUGGGUUUAUGAUGUCUUUGUUAAUCAAGAGACUGGGACUUCAACUCUUGCAGCGAGCUUGUCAGAUGCUGGUACGCCAUACGACAUCUUCGUUAUCGAGUCAGGAAAGGAAAAGAUCAAAAUCUCCAACCAUGGAAAACCACUUGCAGACAGAUCCCUUGGCUCAAGCACAGUCCUCACCUGUCGCUCCACCGACGAUGAAGUCGAACUCGACAGCCUUUAUUUCACCCCAUCAUCCAAAGCCAACUCCGACACGACGCCAACUGAACCCCUCCCAACAUUCGUCCUAAUCCACGGCGGUCCAACAUCUCGCGACACUGAUACCUUCGACACAACUUGUUUCAACUGGGCCCCAUACAUCCUCUCAAAAGGCUACGGCAUUCUCCUCCCUCAAUAUCGCGGCUCAAGUGGCCGCGGUGAGAAAUUCGCUUCGUAUAGUAUGGGUGGACAGGGGAAGUAUGACUACGCUGAUGUUGUGGCUAUCACCGAUAAUGCUAUCAAGAAGGGUUUUGCAGACCCCAAGAAACUGAUUGUUGGAGGUUGGAGUCAAGGUGGUCUUUUGACGUAUCUGUGUAGCGUGCGCAAUGGUCUUCAUGGUCUGGGGUGGCGCUUCAACGCAGCUAUUGCAGGAGCAGGAGUAUGCGAUAUUGAAAGUCUUGCCCUUAGCGCUGACCUCGGAUCAACGUACGAGAUCGAACUUGCGGGGGGUAAUACAAUCUGGACUCUCAACCGCGACGACACGAGAAAUCGACAGGGCAGUGCGCUUUGGGAAGUCGCCAGUGCAGUGAAGCAUACCAAAGAGACAGGGGAGAUGGUCAUCCCGCCUAUGUUGAUCUUUCACGGUGAUAAAGAUGAACGAUGUCCGUUUUCACAGGCUAAGGGGUUUAGGAGGGCGUUGAGGCACUGGGGGCUGAAGUGCGAGUUUGUCAAGUUCCCGGGGGAGGGGCAUGGGAUUGAACAGCAGAGGUUUUGGUUUGAUAUGUUCGAGAGGAUUGGGAGGUGGUGUGACACUUACAUUGGAGAUGGAGUGGAUGAGCAUGAGAUGAAGCUGGCGAUGAGAUGAGGUGCCACUGUCUGUAUGUAGCUGAUAAUGAUUGAACUUUUGACAAGGCCCUUGACUGUUCUGCUCAAUGGCAGCAGACAUUCGCGUUAGGCAUACAUGUUCAUAGUAGCUGCAGAUGUGAACAGAGUGACAGUGGCAGAAUACCUUCUCGCAGUGUCUCGACACCGGAACAGCGAACACUCCUACC
Fusarium odoratissimum NRRL 54006 is the source of this 2245-nucleotide messenger RNA. RefSeq lists its product as uncharacterized. Gene Ontology annotation, molecular function: serine-type endopeptidase activity. The transcript has a single exon. Gene Ontology annotation, biological process: proteolysis. Bases 1 to 2058 code for a protein of 685 amino acids. NCBI's taxonomy places the organism in Eukaryota, Fungi, Ascomycota, Sordariomycetes, Hypocreales, Nectriaceae. The record is from RefSeq and is a predicted model, not a curated record.